This is a messenger RNA of Trichobilharzia szidati, 562 nucleotides long. The record is from the annotation of a GenBank genome assembly. Lineage: Eukaryota; Metazoa; Platyhelminthes; Trematoda; Strigeidida; Schistosomatidae.
AUUUUGUGCAUCAUUACUUUUGUUAGUGUCUUAUCACCUCAUCGCUUUCACUGAUCACUGAAGAAUGAUUUCUUCACCGGUUAGAAAUGCUCUCCUCUUUUUCACAGUGUCAAUUUCAUUAACUUAUGGACAUACACAUUCAUUUUAUGAUGACGACGAUGUAGAUGAAUAUGAUACACACAGUCCAUACGACGCUAAUUACCAUGACCAUUGGGAUAGUUUCAGUCACUAUGAUUAUGGAAACUAUGAUCAUGAAAAUGCUGCAUAUUACGACUCUGAAUCUUCAGAAAAUACUGACAAUCAAGGUGGGAUGAAUGACUACAUUGAUGACAACGGAGAGACUACUGGCACUGAACAUGAAAUCGACGAAGAUAUGACUAACCCUGAGGAUAACUAUGACAGCUCUAAUAUUAAUAGUUUCGCUUACGAUGAUGACUCAAUUUAGAGUGGAUUACAAGAUGAUGUUUAUUUGGGUGAUGUCUUCGUUUUAAGAAAUUAUAUCGGACAUUUUGCAUAAUUUCUGUUUUUAUAAUUAUUGAAUGAAAUAUACACUAGUUAAUGC